UGUAUCGAUGAGGAAGAAAAAAAAUUAAUAUCUUUGAGUCAACGUGAAUAUAUAGGAAAAUCAGAUUAUCCAAUAGAACUCCCACAAAUAAUUCCUGGAUCUGUUGCUACCACCAAGACAACUCAUUUUGAGAUUCGCAAAACAAAACAGAACUUUGACAACCAACGCAUCCCCACUGUUGAGUAUUUGUCUAUUGCUAAUUGCUAGCAUGACGUGUGGGUUUGAUCGUUUAUCCGAUUUGUAAUUACAAUCAAAUUCAACCAUUCAAUUCCAUUUCAAGAUUGCCUAAAUCAUACUCUUCUUCUCCCCCACUUCAUGAUUUGUGCACAUUUCAAGUUUUUGUGCACAAACGAGUUAAAUUUCGGGAAACCCUUUUCAAAUAUUAAACUCUCCCACUCAAUUCUCCUCUGAUUUCUUCAAAUUUGUGUUCCUUGGCAGAAUUCCUCAUCUGGGUCACUUCGAAUUUCCGCAACUCACUCAAAAUCGGAGGGAAUAAUCUUCUUCGCUUUUCUCUGAUAUGGGUUCCGUUUUGAAGUUCGUCGUGUUUUCGCUUCUAUUAGCUUCUGCCUCUUCCCAUAUCAAUUCCAGCGAUGAGGGUUUCAUUUCGAUGGUCGUAUCUCAAAAGGGUCUUAACUUCAUCAAGGAUUUCUUGAUAGACAAGGCAAUUUCCUCCAUCAUUCCCCUUCGUUUGCCCAAUAUUGAGAAGACUGUCAAUAUUGCUCUUAUCGGCAAAGUUCAUAUGGGUCUUUCCGAUAUAAUCAUUGGCAGCAUCGAGGUCGAAUCGUCGGAUAUUCGGAUCGGUGAGACGGGUGUCAACAUAGUUGUCACGAAAGCCACUGCUAAUAUGAGUAUGAAAUGGCAAUAUACGUACAACACUUGGUUGUUCGAAAUUUCUGAUAAAGGAGACGCCUCUGUUCAGGAAACAUAAAGAAAGAAUGAUGCAAUUGAGAAACUAUAUUCUCAAGUGCGAGGUCGGGGCACGAGUGUGGUACCUAAACUGUGAGAUCCCACAUCGGUUGGGAAGGAGAACGAAGUAUUCUUUAUA
This is a messenger RNA of Cucurbita pepo subsp. pepo (vegetable marrow), 1045 nucleotides long. The record is from RefSeq and is a predicted model, not a curated record. NCBI's taxonomy places the organism in Eukaryota, Viridiplantae, Streptophyta, Magnoliopsida, Cucurbitales, Cucurbitaceae.